AUGUCCACAACACUUACAAUAACCCCGAGCGCACAGCUCACCAACACCAUCAAGGCUGAGAGGCGUGAGGCCGUUGAGCGCCAUGGCUACCUCUUCGGUCAAAAGAUCACGCACUCCCUUUCUCCCUUCCUUCACGGCACAAUCUACAACGAGAUUGGCCUGAACUGGGAGCAGACACGGCUCGACUCGGCCGACAUCCCCAUGUUCCUCGAGCUCAUCAAAGACGCCAACUUUUACGGCGCCUCCGUCACCAUGCCCAACAAGGUGGCCAUCAUCCCGCACCUGGACGAGCUGACCGAAGAGUGCCGCGACGUCGGCGCCUGCAACACGCUCUUCAUCCGCCACCGCCCCGACGGCUCUCGCAUCUACUGCGGCACAAACACCGACGUCGUCGGCGUGCGCGAGUCGUUCUACCAGAACGUCGCAGACCCCGACGCCGUCUUCCACCACCGUCCCGCCGUCGUCGUCGGCGGCGGCGGCGCCGCCCGGUCCGCCGUCUAUGCUCUGCGCAAGUGGAUGAAGGUCACCGACAUCUACCUCGUCAACCGCGACGACGCCGAGGUCCAGGCCGUCAUCCAAGAGUGCACCGCCCGCGGCUACGGCCAGGGCCUCCGCCACGUCAAGGACGCGGCCGAGGUCGCCGCGCUCGAGAGCGUCGGCGCCAUCGUCGCCUGCGUGCCCAACUUUACGCCCCAGACUGCCGAGGAGAAGGCGGCGCGGGCCGUCAUCGAGGCGUUCCUCGGCAAGGAGACAAAGGGCGCCAUGCUCGAGAUGUGCUACAACCCUACCCCCUUCACCGAGCUGGGCGCGCUGGCGGAGGACGCCGGGUGGCAGGUCAUCCUCGGCACCGAGGCCAUGAUCUGGCAGGGCCUCGAGCAGGACCGGUACUGGACUGGCCGGGAGCUCGACCAGCUGCCGGUCAAGAAGGUGCAGGAGGCUAUCGCGUCACGACUGGCGCAGGCGUCAAAGUUGUAA
This is a messenger RNA of Verticillium dahliae VdLs.17, 975 nucleotides long. RefSeq names its product quinate dehydrogenase. The record is from RefSeq and is a predicted model, not a curated record. Gene Ontology annotation, biological process: shikimate metabolic process; chorismate biosynthetic process. NCBI's taxonomy places the organism in Eukaryota, Fungi, Ascomycota, Sordariomycetes, Glomerellales, Plectosphaerellaceae. Bases 1 to 975 code for a protein of 324 amino acids. Gene Ontology annotation, molecular function: shikimate 3-dehydrogenase (NADP+) activity. The transcript has a single exon.